AUUAUUCAGAUCCCACAAUAACUUAUUCUUAUUCAAGUUAUUGCAAGUAUGGCCUGCACGACUAGACUUUACACUACUGUCUGGCUGCACGACUAAAUUUAGGGGGAGUGGCUGAAGCAAAGAAAGCUGAAGUGAAAAGAUGAACAAGUUAGCCUCGUUGUGUGCUUCGUGUAGAGCGCUACUUGGCAGUUUGGUGCCUGUAAGACACAGUACUAGCGGAAGCUUCACGCCUGGUAAGGUGCUGGUUGUCCAGAAGAGAAGCAGACUAGACUAUGAGAGAAGGAGAGGGAACCUGUCUGACACAGAGCUCCAGUCCAAGCUCACUGAGAUGGGGUCUGACUACCAGAGGCUGAUGGAGAAGCACUCCAUCCACCACCGGAGCAUUGACCAAGUGCUCACAUUCUUACAAUCAGAGGGUGUUCCCCUGCGGCUGCGUGGUAGGGACGGAUACAGUGCCGAGGAUGUGCAGUGGGCAGACACCAUCUUCUCUCUGGGGGGAGACGGUAACUUCCUCUACACUGCCUCUAAAGUGCUCACACCUGAGAAGCUGGUCAUUGGUCUGAACACAGACCCCCGCUCCUCUGAGGGGUACCUGUGCCUGCCCUCGUCCCCCCGCACCUCACUCAAGGACACACUGGAGGGGAUAUUCCGGGGACGUGUACCGAGGGCACAGCGGACCCGGAUCAGGGUGUGUGUGGGUGAUAAGAUCCUCCCAGUGAGGGCCCUCAAUGAAGUGUACAUGGGAGAGACCAGCCUAUCGCAAGCUUCCUCGUACGAGCUCUCCUCUGAUGACUCCGCCCCCGAGAGACAAAAGAGUUCCGGAGUUAUUAUCUACACAGGAACAGGGUCCACCUCAUGGGCGUACAAUAUGAAUCAGUUGACUACAGGUCAGGUGACUAGUCUACUCUCGCUGGCCGGGGAUGUGGGUGUGGCCACAAACACUCUACACCAACAGGACAUCAUAGAGAGAGUCACCAGGCAAUACAAUGCUGGGAACGUGUUUCGAGGAUGGGAGAAUAAGAUGGCGUUUGUCGUGAGGGAGCCGAUAGUGAGAGGACUAUUUGCAGCUGUGAAGACACGGGGAUAUGCUCAAAUAUUAAGACUUCGGUCCAGCAGCUGGCAUGCUUGUCUGAUAGUGGACGGUGACUUCCAGUUUGAGUUGCCUCGAGGCAGUGAGUCCACCUGCUCCCUGCACUGUCAAGACCUACUCACAACACUAGACACCACAAGAACCAAUGACUGCUUCUCCUAGCUUUGUGUCUGUGUCUGUGUACGUGUUAUUACUUUGUGUUAAUUAUGAUUAUAUUCUAGUGAACAAUAAUUAUCAUCUCUCUACAUUUCUAUAUACAGUUAGAUUCGUUGAGGAGGCGUAUUUACUUCUAUUUUAUGUACUUAACUUACAUUUUUAUUCUACAGUA
This is a messenger RNA of Halichondria panicea, 1418 nucleotides long. RefSeq names its product NAD kinase 2, mitochondrial-like. Gene Ontology annotation, cellular component: mitochondrion. The record is from RefSeq and is a predicted model, not a curated record. Bases 140 to 1252 code for a protein of 370 amino acids. Gene Ontology annotation, biological process: NAD+ metabolic process. Gene Ontology annotation, molecular function: NAD+ kinase activity. The transcript is spliced from 8 exons. NCBI's taxonomy places the organism in Eukaryota, Metazoa, Porifera, Demospongiae, Suberitida, Halichondriidae.